This is a messenger RNA of Plenodomus lingam JN3, 1182 nucleotides long. RefSeq lists its product as uncharacterized. Gene Ontology annotation, biological process: proteolysis. The record is from RefSeq and is a predicted model, not a curated record. Gene Ontology annotation, molecular function: serine-type endopeptidase activity. Lineage: Eukaryota; Fungi; Ascomycota; Dothideomycetes; Pleosporales; Leptosphaeriaceae.
AUGAAGCUUUCAAUCCUCCUUGCACUCCUGCCUGUGGCUCUUGCCCUGCCAGCGCCCGUCAUUGUUCCUCGUGCUGGUUCGCCUAUCCCAGGAAAGUUCAUUGUCAAGAUGAAGAACGAGAACCUCGAAGAGCUUAUCAACAGCGCUUUGAAGCUGCUUAACAAGGAUCCAGCCCAUGUUUACAACUUUGGUGGAUUCGGUGGAUUUGCUGCUGAAAUGAAUGACGGCCUGGUCCAGCUGCUCCGCAACCUCCCUGGUGUUGAAUACAUUGAGCAGGAUGCCAUCGUCAAGGCCAACCUUGGCGAAAUCCACCUCGAAAAGAAGGCCUAUGUCACCCAGGCUUCUUCUACUUGGGGACUUGCUCGUAUCUCUCACCAAAGUCGUGGUAGCACUUCGUACACCUACGACAGCAGCGCCGGUGCCGAUACGUGUUCGUACGUGAUUGACACCGGUAUCUCAGUCUCCCACCCAGAGUUUGAAGGCCGCGCCACAUUCCUUGCCAACUACGCUGGCGAUGGCUCCAACAACGACGGCAACGGCCACGGCACUCACGUCGCUGGUACCAUUGGCUCCAAGACCUACGGUGUAGCCAAGAAGACCCAGCUUUACGCUGUCAAAGUCCUUGACGCAAGUGGUUCAGGUACCAACUCGGGUGUCAUUGCUGGAAUCAACUUCGUCGCCAACGAUGCAAAGACUCGCAGUUGUCCCAAAGGCGCUGUUGCUAACAUGUCUCUUGGCGGUUCUCGCUCUACCGCUGUGAACUCUGCUGCUGCCAACGUCGUUUCUGCUGGCGUCUUCCUGGCUGUUGCCGCUGGUAACGAGGCUCAGGAUGCUAGCAACUCUUCACCCGCAUCUGAGGCUACUGCUUACACUGUCGGCGCUACUGACAGCUCCGACCGUCUUGCUUCAUUCUCCAACUUCGGCAGUGUCGUCGAUAUCCUCGCACCUGGCGUCGCCAUCCUAUCCACCUGGUUGAACGGUGGCACAAAUUCCAUCUCCGGUACCUCCAUGGCAUCUCCUCAUGUUGCCGGCCUUGCUGCCUACCUUCUUGGCUUUGAGGGCAAGAAGACUCCCGCUGCUCUUUCUUCGCGCAUCACCGAGCUGUCUCUGAGGAACAAGAUCACUGGCGUACCAUCCGGUACCAAGAACUACCUUGCGUUCAACGGCAACCCCAGCAGUUGA